GUAUAAAUUAAUAAGUGUUUUAAUAAAUAUAUAUAUAUAUAUAUAUGUAAUGUAAGAACGUAUAACUGUUUAAACCAAUGUACAAAAUAGUAAACAACUCUUAUAGUAGCUUUUAUUCAUACAAAUUUUAAUAAUAACACUUGCAGACUUUUGAAUAUAAUUUUGGCAUUCGUUUUAAUUUAUUUAUUUCAAAUGAAGAGUUUUAAAAGUUUAAAAUGUUUAUUAAUUUUGUGUGCAUUAUGUUUUAUGAGUUCGGGAUAUUAUGCCCAACAUCUAGGACUAUUGGAAGGCAAGUUAUUGAUGUAUUGUUUUUGUACUCAAAGAGUUAAUUUUUAAUAUUAUAUAAAUACAAAAUUUAAUUAGUAUUUUAAUGUAAUAGGUUCAAUUUGCAAUAAAAAUGGUAUUUGUAAGCCACUGGUAAACUGUGCAUCUGCAGUACAAGGACUCAAAAAUAAUAUUAGGCCAACAAUAUGCUCAACUAAAGGGUCAAACUCAUCGCCAAUUGUUUGCUGUCAACAGUCAAAUGGUACUAAAACAAACCCUCAGCCAUCAUCCGCUGUAAAGACAUAUUCUGCCAGUGAAAGUAAGUAUGUUUCACUUAUAUUUAAAUUUGAGGUUUGUACUUCAGUUUACAAAUUUGUUUACAAAUUGAGAAAAAUUGCUUUUAAAUAUUAAAAUUUCUUAAUAGAUCCUCGAAUUUGUAUAGAUAUAAAGAUCAGAAUUAACUUGAGGCUUGAAUUUCGUUUUGAAUUUCGUUAUAUUCGAAAAUCUUGCCAGAACAUUUUCCAACACCCUACAAUUUGGGUAACUAAACUAGUUUAAUCAUUAAUAUGUGUCUAAUAUAGUGUACUAGCUUUCCCGGGCCCGGCGUUACCGUACAAAUUUGUAUUAUUAUUAUUUUUUGGUUUUGGUGGUUUUGGCUGUGUUAGAAUUGAAUGAAAACAAAUAGGUGGAAAGUUGAUAAUCCAACUCUGGCGGACUAAAUAUGUUCUAUUUUGAAUUUUGAAUAGUAGAAAUAAUAGUAAUAAUAAUUAUAAUAGUUUUCUUUUCCGUGGAAACCCUUGAACAAACAAUAAUCUUAUAUAAAUAAAACAAAGUCGGGUUAGUUACACCAAUUAACAACUCAAUAACGGCUGGACAGAUUUUGAUGAUCUCUGAUUUGUUUAAUUCGUCAUAUAUUAUAAGAGUUAUUCUGCUAUCCAACAAAUCAGAGAUCAUUAAAAUCGCUCCAGCCGUUCUUGAGUUAUAAAUGGAGUAACUCACCAAACUUUGUUUUAUUUAUGUAUAUUUCAUAAAAUCAUAACUGUGCAAACUCAUAAUGCCAACUCAAAAUUUUAUUGAGUAUACACAUAAAAAACCUAACUUUUAUUAACGCUAUACAAAGUUAUAAAAUUGAGACGGAAUGACUAAAUUUGAUAUGUAUAGUCUCAAGAAGUUCGAUCAGUAUGUGGUCUGUAGUAUACACCAUUGCAGUUUUUCAUAUAUAUAUAAAAAAAAAAAUAAAGCGCUUAUAACUAGGUAUACGUAUUGAAUGUAAACUUUAACGAAAAUUAAUAAUAAUAAUAAUUAAUUAGAAUUAUUUGGUUAUCAAAUUGAACAAAUAAAGACGUCCCUGGAUAAUAGAGACGGUUGCAGCCACUGUUAUAUGUAAUUUAAUGCAUACAAGUAAGCAACCAUAGAUAAACCAUUGAUUAAGAAAAACGAUUCUGUAUGAAUUUCAGUUGAUAGUGAUGCUCUGUCAACAGCAUAUAUGCCAUAUUAUAGUAAAAUAUUUAAGUAGGCUCUAUAUAUUUUCUUUAAUAAUAUUUGUUUAAUAUUGUGCCGAUUUCCCAGUUUUCCCACGUGUUUCCCAGUUUUACUGAAUUAUUAAGAAAAUUACACGCUAUAUCAAAAAAAGACUUUCUUACUAAGCAAAAAAAUUCAAAAUGCAACAAAAAAGGUCACUUGUCAUUCUUGAUUAAAGCUAUGUUCAAAAUCUAAGAUGUACACCAUGAAACUAACAGACAUUAAAAAAUUAUCACAUUUUUUUAAACCUACCUUGGUAAUAUUUUCGCAUCGCAAGAUUUCACAAUUAUAUAGCAUUAGAUAUUUAUUAUGUUAUUUUUAAAUUUUAAAAUAUAGUGUGCCAUGAAUAUUCAAAAUUAAUCCGGAGAACUGUAUUCGAUCCAAUACUCAUAGGACCUCCAACAACCACUGAAAUUAAAGAUUGUGUUGAUGUCAAAACCUUAAUUAUUGGUGGUAAAAAAGCUGAACCUAAGGAAUUUCCUCAUAUGGUAAUAAUAUAUAAACAUUAAGAAUGUAAUGUUAUUAAAUUGUCUGUUGUGUUUAUACUCAUAUUUUUCAUUAAUAGGCUUUGAUAGGUACUGAGGCAAAUCCAAGCAAAAUUAUAUGGGUAUGUGGAGGAUCGCUAAUUAGUAAUAGAUGGAUUUUAUCUGCCGCGCACUGUGAAAAGUAUAAAAAUAUUUAUUUUAAAUAAUAGGUACUCUGUAAAAAAUAUUAUGUAAAUAAUUAUGGACUAUUAAAGAAGAUGGGACAUGUCCUCAUGGCUUUUAGUUGGGUAACAGUUUAACAAAUGGUAAAUGAAAAAUAUAAUUAGAAAUAACAAUAAUACAUUGAUUCCCCCUCCCUUAUGUUUUGAAGGUGGAUGCUCUUAUAUAAUAGAACAGAUAUUAUGUUGGUAUGAUAUCUUACGGUAAAUCACAUUUAGAUAUCUGUUUCAUCUAGUAGGUACAAACCGUUGAGAUAUAAGGCUACUGGUAGUUAAAAACAAAUAUACGAUUCCUAAUCAAACAAAUAUGUUAUUCGUGUUAUAACUAUGUAGUACCGAUAUAUUAUUAGUAUAUUAUACUUUAUUUUGUUAAUAUCUAUUAACCGUGGACUUGACCAAAUUCAUUGGGUUUAACGUUUUCAAUCAGUAGGCAAGCUUUGGUAUUGUAACCGUGAAUAAACUUGAUAGUAUACGAAUAUCAACUAGUUAUUCUUUCUAGUAAAUAUUUCAGAGAAUUUUAGAAUAAUCCACCAUUCAUCGGAUUGGUAAUAAGGUAUACUGAUGUUUAGUUAUAAGUUCGAUUAAGAUAAACGCGUAUGUUAUCGUUUGAUGAUUAGAUGAAUAAUAAUUUUUAAUUUAAUCAAAUAAGCGACACGCGUAUUAUCGUUUAUAAUGAUUACACUAGUUGACAGUUGAAAUUAAAAAUAUGCUUUAUUUUGUUGAUUAAUUACAUAAACAAAUUCUGGUGAGUGAUAAUAAGUAAUUAUAGUUAAAAAAAACACAUACGAUGCAAACACAUUUUUUACCAUAAAAGGCAAUGAUAUCGUGACCUACCUAGUAUCUUCAAUCUGUUCUUCCUGUGUACUUAUAAAUUAUAAAUUAAGCUUACUCUUCUAAUAAAAACAAGUAGCAAAAAGAAAUAAAAAAUACGUAACCAUUCGACUUAUGUAUAUAAGUAAAUACCUACCUAAUAAUUUCUGAAAAUAUUUUGCUCUUUAAUGUUUAGAGCUGGUGUUUUACGCUGGGUCAGGUUAGGUGACCUUAACUAUAUCAGUAAUGAUGACGAUGCAGAGCCCUUAAAUUACAGAAUAAUAGAUCGUAAAAAUCAUCCAAAAUAUAACGGAAAUAAUUCUCGUUAUAAUGAUAUAACAUUAUUGAAAUUAGAAAAAAAUGUAGAGUUUUCACCAUACAUACGACCUAUUUGUCUAAACGUGGAGUCAUCUAUAAAAGAAACAAAAGCAAUAGCUAGUGGUUGGGGAAGAUUGGGAUUUGGUAAGCAAAUAUAAUAUAUUAAUAUGUAUUAUAUUCCAUGAUUUCCAUAAGUGAUAAGUUGGCUAAAAAAAAAAUUAUAUAAUUUAACGUAUUUGUACCUACAUUUCUUUAGGUGGAUCGCCCAGUGAACACUUGUUAAAAGUAACUUUAGAUAUUCAUUCAAUAAAUGAAUGUAUCAAAACUUACAUUACUGACUCAAGUGAAAUUGAUCGCAAAAAAUUACCACAAGGAAUAACUGGAAAUAGUCAAAUGUGUGUAGGCGAUAUGUCAGGUGAAAAAGACACCUGUGGAGUAAGAAUUUUGCACUUCAAAUUCUUAAAAAUAACUACUAUCAUAUCCUAUAUCUAUAACUAUUUAUAAUAUUUAUAGGGCGAUUCCGGUGGUCCAAUUCAAAUAAUUAAUUCUAAAUAUGAAUGUAUGUAUACACAAAUUGGAAUAACAUCGUUUGGAAAACCGUGCGGUACAGAAAAUGCACCAGCUGUAUAUACAAGAGUAUCGUAUUAUAUUCCAUGGAUUGAACAAAUAGUUUGGCCAAAAAAUUGAAUUAUCUAAUGACCAUAACAAGGUUAAAAUCAAGAGGAUGCAACUUAAACGCUUUUAUAUAUUUACAAAUUGAAAAUCGUUACAAUAAUCAAUAUAUUUUUAUUAGUAAAAUUGUACAAAUAUCUAUAAUUCUAUAUCCCUACGACACAUAAUGUCUGAAAUAAACAAUGAUACCACACCAAAAGACAUUUUAGCCCUCCGUUGAAACUUGUAAUUUAUAUUAUUUUCUCAAGAUCAAAAUAUUAAUUUAUCAUAAGUAUAAUUCCAUAAAAUAACGAAGAAGUGUAAUAGCGUAAUUUAGGUUAUUGUUUUGAAUAUAAUUUAUUACGAUAAUUUUAUUUUAUUCAAAAUUAAGUGAUAAUACAGUGAACCCUCUAAAUACCGGAAAAUAGUUCAUUAAAAUUUUGACCGCUAUUAAUAGGUGCCCGAUAUUCAUAGAUGAAACUUUCCCAUAUUUUUGUUCAUUUGAAUUUUUUUCUCCAUUUUCAGCUGAAAUUUUAUAAACAAUGUCUUUACUUGUUAUGAUAUUCUCGAUUUAUGUUUACUGACCUCAAAUUUGUCUACAAACGCCCAUAUUUAUUUGCCCGACAUUCAAAAACAAAUCACAAACAUAAUUAAAUACGAACAGGAUAACUUCAAAUGACAUAGACUAAAAAAUAUUUUCUUCAACACAAUAAUGUUCCAAUGACUGGACAGAUAGGUCAAAUAAGUUAAAUUACGGGUAAAAAUUAUAAAAUAUAUCCUUCGAGUGUAUUCUUUUAUCUAGACUUUUCACAAUUAUUCUUAAUUUAAGAUAAAAGUUAUUAAAAUCAAGUUUAACUAUCAUCUUUUCAUUUUUAAAGUGACCCGAUUUAAAGGUUCUCCUAUAGAUAAGUAGUCAAGAUUUCUUCGUUCUCCAAAAUUAUCCGCUAUUUAGAGGUGUCCAUCAAAGAAGGUUUCACUACAAUUAUCUGUCCACGGUCCAAUAUUAAAAAAAAAAAAGUUUUAUUUUAAAUAAACACAAUAAGAAUAUUCUUAUGAUAUUUAUAUUUUUAUGAAUAAAAGUACACAAACCCACAAAGAAAAAAAGCGCACAAUCUUUUAUUACCCCCUUCUCUUCCUC
This is a messenger RNA of Cinara cedri, 5405 nucleotides long. NCBI's taxonomy places the organism in Eukaryota, Metazoa, Arthropoda, Insecta, Hemiptera, Aphididae. The record is from the annotation of a GenBank genome assembly.